UUGUUGUCUCUGCUCUCUUCUCACUUCUUCUUCACAAAACCAAAAUCAUUUCUCUCUCUUUGUUGGUCAACUCUGAGCUCCACAAUUUCUCUCUCUCUCUCUCUCUCUCUCUCUCUCUCUCUCUCUCUCUCUCUCUCUCUCUCUCUCUCUCUCUCUCUCUCUCUCUCUUCUAUUUUCCUUUCAAACCAAAUUGCAUACUUUUGUAUACUUUGUACUACAAAACACACACACACACAAAUUCAAAAAAAAAAAAAAAUUCUUCCUUUUUGAAAAAAAAAAAUACACAAAUUCAAUAGAAUAUUUUCAUAAUUUUGAUUUUCUUUUUAAUUAUCUCUAAGCUUUCUGAUAAUUACUUGGGAGAUAAGAUAAGAUGGCUGCUCCUCAAUUUCCAAAAGUUCAAAAACAAGGGGAGAAGAAAGAAGCUCUCAGAGUUGAUAAUAGCUUUAGAUUGGAACCCAAUCAUUAUUCCACCACCAACCUGGAAGGAAGUCCUUCUGAAUCUUCUAUAACAGCCUCCAUGAUGGAAGAAAACCAUGCCUAUAAUCAUUCUCAGGCUGCUUAUCCAAGCACAACCUCUUAUGGUUACUACUAUCCAGGUUACAAUGGCUCUCUUGGAGAUUUUUACAACCAAGGAUACUACAUUGCUGGGAAUGCAAUGGAGCAACAAUACCCUGUUGUGCAAGCAGAUAGUGGAUCCUUUGUUUACAUGAUGCCCGGGCUCUAUCCUGGAUAUGAUCCUUAUACACCUUACAUGCCUGUUAGUACUAUCACUGUUGAUGGGCAAUAUGUUGGGCAAGAGGUCUACCCACCGAGUCCCAUGUUUCAGUCUCCCGUUCCUUCACCUGAAUAUGGUACAACUCAUCACGGGGAUCCACUGCAGGCACCCUACCUUUGGAGUUCAUCUCUUGUUGGUGAUGGAACUUAUGAAAAUGGUUAUGUUGGAUUGUUGGAAAUUCCAGCUGCCAAAACUGAUUUCUCUGUUCCAGUUGUUCCGAGGGCCCAACCACCGAAGUCUUCUAAACUUGCAGGCUCAGUCAAUCUUUCUCCUGAUGUUUUAUCAGGUCAAACCAAGAAGCUAAAACCAUUAAACAAGGCCUCAUCUCAUACCCCAAGUUUUCAGUCAGAUUUACCUGCCCAAGGUUACUAUACAGUUGCAAAAUUUCCUGUGUAUGGUCAAGGGAAGAGUGGUUUGCUCUACUCAAACAACUCAGUUAAUUUGAAACCAAAUGUUAAGGGAUGGGGAGGCAGUGAAAAGUUAAAAGCAAGAAGCAAGGUUAACGGUGUUAGUCACGUUACUUUACUCAAUGACAAGAAUAAUGAUACAGUUAAUGCGAAGAGUGCAUUGAGGUUUGGAGGUAAUGCUUCUCAAUCCUUGGCUACUGAUGAGGUUGGAAAUGGUGUCAGCAUAACCUCUUCAAUAAGGAGAGAUGAAUAUAACAUUCCUGAGUUUUCGACCAAAUAUGAUCAUGCCUACUUCUUUGUAAUUAAAUCGUACAGUGAAGAUGAUAUUCAUAAAAGCAUUAAGUACAAUGUUUGGGCUAGCACACCCAAUGGGAAUAAGAGGUUGAAUGAUGCAUAUCAAGAAGCACAAGAGAGGAUGACAGAGAAAGGCAGCAAGUGUCCUGUGUUCCUUUUCUUUUCGGUAAAUGCUAGUGGUCAGUUCUGUGGGGUAGCUGAAAUGACUGGACCGGUGGAUUUCAAUAAGAGUAUGGAUUUCUGGCAACAGAGCAAGUGGAGUGGUUAUUUUCCGGUCAAGUGGCAUAUCAUUAAAGAUGUUCCAAAUGCGCAAUUACGACACAUAAUACUUGAGAAUAAUGAGAACAAGCCCGUAACGAAUAGUAGAGAUACUCAAGAGGUGAAAUUCCAUCAAGGUAUCGAAAUCUUAAAUAUUCUCAAAAAUUAUGCUUUAAACACUUCCAUAUUAGACGACUUUGAAUUUUACGAAAACCGUCAGAAAAUUAUGCAAGAGAAAAGGGUCAGGCAAUCUGUGCCUAAUCAUGAUUUGCAGCGGAAGGUGGAAGAUUUAACCGCGAGUUUUCAGGCCGUAGAUCUUUCUGCUGCAAAAACCACCUGAAGGACUACUUCAUGCCAGAGGCAGAGUGGAGAUAGAGAAAUGGAAUAUGAAGUAUCCCAAAAGACAAGUAGCCUUAUUGGUCAGCUUUUAAUAAUUGGUGAUGAUGCUACUAAAAAAAACAAAAACAAAAAAAUAUUAAAAAAAAAAUCUCAAAUAUGAAAACCAGAUAUAAAAAGGGAAAAGAUGUAAAGCCUUCCUCCAUAAUAUAGGGUUCCCAUGAUUGAUAUGGUAAAUGUUUUUUUUUUCUUCUUUUCAUUCUCUCUUUUUGUUGAUUUCUCCUUCUUCAUAUGAUUUGUAGUUAUUUUCUUCUUAUUGUGCAACCCCCCCAACACCCUCACAACUUCUUUGUUCAGGGUACAACUGUAAUUUUAGUCAAAGCAAAAGGGUGGUCAGUGGGUGGUGGUUGGCUUAUACCAUAAUGUUUCAAUAAUAUAUCAAUAAUGAAGAAUAAGAAGUUUCCUUUUGUGAUA
Molecule: messenger RNA, 2544 nt
Organism: Cannabis sativa
Lineage: Eukaryota; Viridiplantae; Streptophyta; Magnoliopsida; Rosales; Cannabaceae
Product: YTH domain-containing protein ECT1
Exons: 8
Coding region: 371-2074 (567 amino acids)
Biological process (GO): mRNA destabilization
Cellular component (GO): cytoplasm
Molecular function (GO): mRNA binding
Source: RefSeq, a predicted model, not a curated record